UUGGGUGGGAGUUUUCAGUGGUUUUGUCUUGAGGUUAAGCAUUUGAUAAUGGGUUAAAGGUGAAGAAUUUGGUAUUGCUAGAAUGAAAUAAAACACCGGCCUCGACAUAUGAUACUUUAGUUCUUCGGCAAUAUCGUUCCAAAGGACGUACGAAUACUGUUUCCUCUAUCCCCAAAUAUAGUGUGUUUUGGAAGCGGUGCAGCGCCUCGGUCUCGCUGCGAUGAAGUGGGACGGGGAGGGGGUAUUAUCCAGGGCGAGGUUGGCAGUUGAGACAGGAAAGCGUAGUGGAAACAAAGCAAGGACAUCAGACAUGAAUUCAUCUUGGUAACAUUUGCAUAGGCUUGCGUUAUGUUUUCAUUGUCAAAGCAGUUUUUCAUCCACACUACGAUGGAUGCUGUGUGCAUGGCGUCUCUAUUGUGCUGCUGAGGACUCGUUGGAAAUACAGUAACCGGACUGAAGGUGAAGCAACGUAUUUUUAUUGAAACUAUACGUUCCCUCUACAUUUGCGACAUGUUCUGUUAAACGCUCAUCAUCGGUGGAUUGCUGAUCUGAGACAAUAACGACUAGGCUAUAGCCGACUAUUUUGAAAUCAUCACAUACUGUACUUGAUACUGGGCUUCCGUUAUUGAAUCAGUAUGUUUUUUUAUGAUUUAAUAUUUCUGGCAGUUAUAUGAUAGCAUAUAAUAAAACGCGCGGAAGUAAAAAAAUAAAUAUAUAUAUAUAUGUAAAAAAAAUAUAUAUAUAUGCAAGGGAAUCAUAUAUAUAUAUAUACUGUAACGACCCUGGGUUUAUAAGCGCGGAAAUCGAUUCUGCCGCUGGAGCAUGCUUUUGCGGCACAGUCGAUAGCGCGCCGGACCUCGGGCAAGAAGGUCGAGGGUUCGAGACCUGCUCCCUGCCUGUUUCAUUACAAUACAUUGAUACUGAAGUAGAAAAUGAACGAGUUCCAGUCCAGUCCUCCUGAAUGUCCAGACAGCGUCUGUUCAAUCGAAGGACUACCCCCUUUGCCAAAAGGCCUCAGCGGCAUCCUGAACUCCAGUGGUGGCUCAUGGAGGGACAUCAAAAAAGUCUGCAGUAAACUGACACGCAUUCAGGCCGACAUUAGCAAGUCUACAGUGAUCGACUCUCUCGGCCGCAGCAAACCUGCAAGUCUGGACGCAGGGCUCGCAGUGCUGCGCGAGGAAAUGGUGGACCUCAGACAGUUGGACAUGUCUCUGCACUGUCAGCUGUGGUAUCUCUAUGAGUCCAUCCAGGAGUACAAGGAAGCCUUUCAGGACAUCUCCAACUCUCUGCUGUCAGAGAGCAGCAUCACUACAGAAAAUAGUUACUCUGAGGAAGAGGAUGAUUAUGAAGAGGAGGAGAACGAUGGUGAUACUGUACCUCAGAAUCUACCUGGCACUUCACUGACUCUCCAGUCAACUCAAAACUCCCGGGACCAAUGGAUCAAAGAGUCUUUCCACAUUUCCUUAUAAACCAACUAAUAUUUUUCCUGUAUUUACAUAAUAUAAUCGGUUUCCUGUUCUGUAUAGCUGUUUUAUUAUUUAUUAUACUUGUACCCACCUAGCUAGGUUAUUGGCAGAAAGACAUUUUUAAACUGGUGCCAUACUGAUGAACCGUCUCCAUCACACAAGGAGCUGACAUUUUCAACAAAACCUUGUUACUAUACAAUCCUUCGUUAAAGAGACCUUGUUUGUUGAUUUGGACUAAUUGUGCAUAUCUUGAAAACAAAAGCCAAUUAAGUCAUAUUUCAAAUACCUGAUGAUUUAUAUGUGUGUAUAUAUAUAUAUACAUAUAUAUAUAUAUAUGAUUCUAAAUGCCUUGUAAUUAACUCCUUCAUCGGAGUAAAACAUAUUUUUCUCUAAAUAUAAUUUUCUUUACAAUUUUAAUAUUGAAUGUAAUCUUAGACACGUAGUCACAUACACACAAUGUCGGUAUUUCUCCUUUUUGUUUGUUGUGAUGGGAAGUUUAUGUAUUGAGCUUUUUUAAUAUCUUGGCAUAAAAAUAAAAAAUGCUAUGGACAGUAA
Salmo salar (Atlantic salmon) is the source of this 2021-nucleotide messenger RNA. RefSeq names its product leucine repeat adapter protein 25. The record is from RefSeq and is a predicted model, not a curated record. NCBI's taxonomy places the organism in Eukaryota, Metazoa, Chordata, Actinopteri, Salmoniformes, Salmonidae.